AGUUUAACUGCCUACACCGUCGGCUCAAUAUACCCACCGCCCCCACUUUCUCUCUUAUUUCCAUCACCAGCCCCUGCGCCUCCAGAUCCUACUUCAUUCGAAUCUCUGGAGUAUACAGCUUCCUUAGAGAAGGAAUUACUCUCAUUACCUCUACUCCAGUCCCUCAGAACUGCUCCCGAUGCGAAACAAUGGUACGAAGCUCGUCCCUAUAAAAACUUCCCCGAGGAACGUCGCGUAAACAAUCUCACUGCCGGUGCGCUUCGUGGACCUGGUAAAUUGGCUGUACCGCCCGUGGUAUGGGUUCGUCGUGACGAGUCGGAGAGUUUUGUUUUCAUACACGUUGGCAGGGGACUCUGCGGCCAUGAUGGGAUUGUGCACGGUGGAAUGCUUGCCACGCUGUUAGAUGAAACCAUGGCGCGCACGGCUAUCAAUAACCUUCCUGAACGAAUAGGAGUGACUGCAACGCUCAAUCUGAACUAUCGCGCUCCGACAAAGGCUGAUCAGUUUAUUGUCAUCAAGACCAAGCUCGGAGAGGUGAAAGGCCGAAAGGCUAAUGUUGUUGCCCGAGUAGAAGAUAUGAAAGGGACGUUGCUGGUCGAGGCCGCGGCUAUGUUUGUUCAACCGAAAUACGCCAAACUCCUCAAUACGGCUGCCAUGCGCCAGGUCAUGGGGGAACCUCCGAAAGACGAUCAUGAACCUGUUCAUCUGGCAGAUGGGCAAGAUAUG
Messenger RNA from Lentinula edodes (shiitake mushroom), 726 nucleotides. Its product is annotated as HotDog domain-containing protein. The annotation marks the transcript as partial. The transcript is spliced from 3 exons. Lineage: Eukaryota; Fungi; Basidiomycota; Agaricomycetes; Agaricales; Omphalotaceae. The record is from RefSeq and is a predicted model, not a curated record.